CCCUUCCCCGUCACAGUGACAGUUCCGCUGCAAGUUAGCCUCAGACUUGGUCUUCCGAAGCUCGUACUCUGUGUUGUUCCUCCUCUAUUCUGGGAUGCCCAAGGCAACAUAUGGUGGAAGAGCAUAGCGACGCUGAUGACACGCAAAGAAUGGCCCGCCGCGCCAGGCAAGUGCCGCGAAUGCGGCCAAAUCGUCCGGUCGCUCGAACACCACUAUCGAUCUACUCAUCAGUCGUCGUGUCGCGUGGUUCUGGACGGCACUAUCCACGACGUCUUCCGCGAUCACGAAGUGGGCUUAUUUCGGUGUCUGCGAUGUGCGAAGCCUUUCCAGACCCCACGAAAGCUUCAGGACCACAUGCGAAGGGAUUCGUGUUCGCGCUCCCAGACCCCUCCGACUCGGAGUCAGCCUGUGCCUACAGGUUCGCCGGGGCGCAUCCGCAUCAAGAUGCGCAAGCCGGGGGUUGGGGACCCUGACUCACAAGACGCUAACAAACCAGAGCAUCGAAGAUCUGGCCCCACCAAGCGUCGACCAUCCCUAGUUCUGACCCUGCCUGGAAGGAAGCGCCCUAAGCUCGACGACACCAAUGACCCCGUUACGGACCCUGGCCGGCAACCAUCUCUCGUACGAGACGAAGCUGCAGAGCCUGUAUCCUCGACCGAGGAGCCACGGCCCCCGCCUACGCCUCCGGAUUCACAUCCCAUAUCUACGCCUUCGGAUUCACAGCCCGUACUACCUGCGCCUUCGGAUUCCCAGCUGGGACAUGAACCAUCGCGGUCGCCAUCUCUCCAUCCACCCUCCGAAUCAGAGCCGCAGGCUGCGAUUGGGCUCACUGCGCCCUCAGAGUCGCAGCCUAUCGAGCCAGAUGAUACAAUGAGGGAUCCACACGGAUCGACGACUCCAGAGCCUGAGGAAGAUAGACCCGGAGUUGAGGAGCCCGUGCUCGAUAACUCGGGUUCUCAGUCCGUAGGAUCUGCGCCAUCGCCAGAACCACACCCUAUAGUCGAGGCUUUCGACUCACAGGGAGUACGAGAAGAGUCACUGGAUCCACCGACCGCCGUACCUGCGUCAAUAGAGCAACAGCCUAUAUCCACGUCGUCAGAGUUGAUUGUCGCAUCCGGGCCCGUCGAAUCCGAGGAGCCACAAGCGUCGCCGGAUCCAGCGGCGGUACGUGCGGCCUGCGACUUGCAACCCGAAUCCAUGCCUUUGGAGUCGCUAGGUACGCCUGCGGAUGAUCCAGCGGUACCUGGACUCUCGGAGCGUGAGCCUGAGCCCUCGUCCGAAACCAUGGGUUCGCCGCCUCUUCCUGUGCCCUUGGAGCUUCCGGAGUCGGGAGCCACCUCUCCGCCCUUGGAUUUGCAGGCCCCGGAUCUAUCAUCCUCUUUUCCUGAACCAGAUCCGCAGACGCACACCGCAGACGACCCGCAAUCUCCACAUAUUGACGCGAGCGAGACAGGCAUGGACGUCGAUGCAGUACAGCUCGACGCUCUCGAGCUUCAGUAUCCUGAUGAUGAUGACGACGACAUCGCGAUGGCCGAUGUGCAGGAUGCUGAAGGAUCGAUCGAGGAAGCUGUCAACGGUGAUGUAUUCGCCGCGGCCGGCCCUCGACCUUGGCAAGCCGAGGCUGAUCCCGACGACAUCCGUACUGUCCACGAACCUCCAAUGGAUGGUCCAUAUCCUGCGUUCGUCGUAGCACCGGCAUCGCACCAUGCUAUUGACGAUGCUACGACACUGAGGAGGAACUCGACAUUCUGGCGUGCGCGGAGCCAGGGUGUGGCGACUGGGACAACCUGGAAGAAGAACUGCGCACGGAGAAGGGGUACGAUGCGUGGUGGUUGCGCGUAAAGAUCGGCCUGCGCAAGCGAGCGAAGAGGUGUGCUGAGAGGAACGGCAACGACAACGUUUGAUCUUCCGUUUUCGUAAUUAUCCAGUCUAACUAUCGUGCUGCAUCGUGUUGUAACAUCUGCUGUACUGCUUUCCUUUGCUCUCGUGCUUUCAAAUCUUGUAGUUGUAUGUGCAUCCGAGUCU
Messenger RNA from Fomitopsis serialis, 2025 nucleotides. RefSeq lists its product as uncharacterized. Lineage: Eukaryota; Fungi; Basidiomycota; Agaricomycetes; Polyporales; Fomitopsidaceae. The coding region runs from base 136 to 1842 and encodes 568 amino acids. The record is from RefSeq and is a predicted model, not a curated record. The transcript is spliced from 4 exons.